Molecule: messenger RNA, 1713 nt
Organism: Penicillium maclennaniae
Lineage: Eukaryota; Fungi; Ascomycota; Eurotiomycetes; Eurotiales; Aspergillaceae
Product: putative AT DNA binding protein
Exons: 1
Coding region: 1-1713 (570 amino acids)
Molecular function (GO): DNA binding
Source: RefSeq, a predicted model, not a curated record
AUGUCAAGCACGUCGCGUAGCGAGAGCUCCUCGCCAGAUGUCCUGGGCCCUCCAGGCGAUGCCGAGUACCUAAUAUCUUCCCCUAUUAAACCCUUCGUCGGUCGCCAAAGCUGGCUGUCGCCCGCCCCACGUCGUCGCCAACAAACACCGGCAAAGCGACCGCGCGCAACCCUCAGUCCCGCGAAGAGCGCGCAUUCGAUCCGAUUUGACGAUGUCCUGCUUCCCGGCUCGCCUAUAAUGAAGCUCAACGGUCGUCAAAGGUCAAUUUCGCCAGAGAAGGGCGAGGAUGGCAAUGUGAGCCCUUGGCGCAUUCGAGUCACUCUCGAGGCGACGCAGGAUGAGGAAAACGAGAACCGAGGCAGCCCGGCGCGCAAACGAAUACGCCCUUCGACGACUACUACUAUGGUUCCAUUGAAGGACGAAGGGAGCCCACUACGAGAGAAGACACCAGCAAGACCACGCGGGCGCCCACGCAAAUCAGAUGUGCAAGCUAAGAAUGGGUCGCCAUGGCCUGCUAGCGCAGGAAACACCCCAGGACCAAAAGGUGCAACUCCCUUGAAGAAUCCACGGGGGCGACCACGCAAGAGCACGCCGAAGCCGAAGGAGCAAAAUGUUUCAUUAGCUGAAGAUGAACCAACGCCAGCAACAGCGCUAUCGUCUGGUCCGAACUUACCGCACUUUAGUCCGAUGGACACUGCAUUUGACGGCAGAGCUGACUCUCCUUUACAAUAUACUCCGAUGAAAAUUGCGACUGAUGGCUUGGACAGUGACUCACUUGGAGCCGACGAUCUACCUGUCGCCUUCCUUCGUCCGCCAACACCGGCUGUGAUUAGGGAAAGCCCGGGCAACGACAAUACACAUGAAGAUACCGGACGCGAAUUUGGUCGGGCCAGCUACGACACUCCUGUCAUUGGAUCCGCAGAGCACCACUACCUCGAUCAUGACGAGAACAUACAUUCUACACCCUCAAAAAUGCCAUCACCGACCCGAGAAAGAUCCGUUUCAUCUGCAAGAUCCGCGCGUCACAUAGGCAGCGCUUCUCCCCAAACAUACCCUUCACCCACGCCGACUUCUUCGCUGGCCGAGGAAGAAAUUCAAACAGAAGAAUCUCGUGUACAAGACAACCCAGUGUCCGAUGAUCCACAUUCUGAGCUGGACCCCACAGACGAGCAUGCAGAUGAGCAUGAAGAGUUCGAUUCUAUUAUGGAAAGUGAGGGCUUCACGAUGGUCUCCCUGGAUACCCUCCCUUCAGCCAAGCAAUAUGGUCUCUCGAGCGGCAAAUCAACAGGCGAAUCUUCGAGUGGGCGUAUUGGCGACAAGUUGAAGCGACAGUUGCCGGGAGGCAUCAGUGACCUCCCAAGUGAUAGUCACAGCUCAGCAAGGCCGAGCCCAACUACUCUAGGCCCUUCAUCCGCUUCACGUCUUUCGCGUGCGUAUCUGGAAUCGCACAAUCCGAACAGACAGAGCCCCCUUGUCAAUGUUUCCUAUCCCGAGCUACCUGCAACAUCUUCUAAGAAGAUACAGGAUGUCCCCGAAUUUGAGCAAGACCCUCCGAUCCAACCGCGACGAGAAGAGAGGGACGUGGUUGCGGAACCGGAGGCGGCAAACAUCAAUGAUGAGAUGUAUGGUGAAAGAGACGUUGAGGAAACUGAAGAUGUCGAGGAAGCUGAAGAUGUCGAGGAAGCUGAGGGGCGAAAAAUGGGACGACGUUGA